Messenger RNA from Acanthosepion pharaonis, 3876 nucleotides. NCBI's taxonomy places the organism in Eukaryota, Metazoa, Mollusca, Cephalopoda, Sepiida, Sepiidae. The record is from the annotation of a GenBank genome assembly.
AUGUCAGAGUUACAAGCUUGGCCAGUACUUGUAAAUAGUAGAAGUGGCAACAAGUCACCACAGCAAUCAAAUCCAAUAUGCUUGGAUUCAGACGAUGACGUUUUCUUGAUGGGGCCCCCGCCACCAGCAAAAAGUGGUGGCGGGGGUGAAACUCACCCGAAGACUGAGAAAAAAAGUUUUUAUCAUGAGCAGUUCGCUGUUCAGAGCAAGUUAUCUUGGAACGAACCCGGAGCGGGGACUUUGUACACAGGCGGUCCUUCUAUGAGGGACCCUUCGACAAGGGCCCAGUUGGUCCAUAGCGCCGCCACUCUGGUGGCGGACGGAGAACUUUUUAAAAACUGUGACGAUGAGUUUCCAAUGGAAUUGGCCACGUCUACUAACUUGAAUUCGGCUAUGUCACAUGCAUGUGCCUCUGUAGGGACCUCCUAUUACAGACACCACCAACAUCGGGGGUCUAUCUUUGACGAUCUUUUAUUUGAAAUUUACCAGCGUUGGUAUGAAAGUCAUCGCGAUAGUUUGGAUAGUGACACCUUUACGGAAUAUUCAAGUGCAACCGAAUUCGCCCAUUACAAGUCGGAUUCAUGCCACGAAGGUGUCGACAGAAGAAUUAAAAAGUUCAGUCGUUCAUUCCUGGAGGCUCAAGGUGUGGAUAAACUGCGUAGCAUCCAUGCUAACCUUCGUUACAGCAUCAAUCAAAUGUCUGCAUUGCUUGUACGACAGCUCAAGAGAAGGGAUCAUCGUGUGGCCAAGUUGAAUUGCAAUUCUGACCUUCUUACGGCUUUCCUUCAGGCUUCCUCUCUUAAAAGACGUGUGGACACCCGAAUCAAGUUUAGCAUUGAACCUCCUUCCACUGGGGAGAAUGCCUAUAUCCAGUGGGUGGAUGCUAUGAAAGGCGUGGCCCGUCUGCCUCUGGGUAUUCCUGAAGAAUUUAGGAAGAAGGUUUGGCUUAGUCUGUCUGACAAUUACAUUCAUGAAAUUCAUGUCGAUUGGGAGAAAACUGUGCGGUUUGCCUUUAAUGAUCGUUGCAAUCCUGAUGACAAUAAAUUAGGACUUCAGAUUGUCAAGGAUUUGCAUCGUACUGGAUGUAGUAGCUUCAGUGGGAGGGACAAUGAGGAGGACCGGGCAGUCCUGAAGAGAGUCUUAUUGGCCUAUGCCCGAUGGAACAAACAUGUUGGCUACUGUCAAGGUUUCAAUGUCAUAGCUGCAUUGUUGCUGGAUGUUUUUGACCGUUGUGAGGAUCAAGCACUUAAGGUGAUGAUCUACCUGAUUGAUCAUGUUUUACCUGACAGUUACUUUGCCAACAAUCUGCGUGCCUUAUCUGUGGACAUGGCUGUAUUCCGGGACCUUCUCCAGUGGAAAUAUCCUCCUUUGUCCCGGCACUUGGACAAUCUGCAGCGAACGGCUCAAGAAGAGGCUUCUGGAACCAUUUAUGAGCCACCUCUGACUAAUGUGUUCACAAUGCAGUGGUUCCUGACUUUGUUUGCAACAUGUCUUCCAAAGAAAACGGUUUUAAGAAUGUGGGAUUCAAUUUUGCUUGAGGGUUCGGAGAUCUUGCUGCGGGCAGCACUGGUCAUUUGGGGUAAGCUGGCUAAGAGAAUAAUGUCUGCUGGAAGUGCUGAUGAAUUUUACACUCUAAUGGGUGAACUCACCCAGGAUAUGGUCAAUGGAGAUGCUUUUAGUCCAGAAAAGCUGAUCAAGUCUAUCUACUCGAUUUCUCCUUUCCCAUUUCCUCAACUGGGUGAACUCCGUGAAAAGUACACCUACAACAUCCGUCCCUUUACGGGAGCUGUAGGGAAUACUGUCAAGAAAGCCCCUAAAACUGAGGCUGGAAUUUUUGGCAGCGAUGAAGAUGAUUUGGAUGAUGAAGACAUGGAAGCUAUUCGUUGUUUUACCGGAAUCUUCCAUAUGCAAUCUUUGUCUGCCUCAGGUAAAGCAAAAGCUGCAGAACAAGAAGGCACAGGUGGUUCCAGCUGCUCCUCCAGUGACAUUUCUGUGAUGGGUCCUGGAGUUUAUGGAACUGCUGUACCCACAGACCUUGGCUCCUCAGCCAAAUCUUCUGCUUAUAUGGAACGCAUGACAACAGACUUGAAUGCCUUGAAGAAGCAAUAUAAGAAAUUACGUCAACGGCAGACUCAGGCACACAUCAUCCUUACAGCUGCAAAUGCUCAACAACGCCCCAUCUCUAAUUCUGUUGCACCAACAAUCGAAUCUCCCACAGCCAUGAACCACCUUUUUAUUGGACGUAAUGCAGUCAAGAAGUACCGAAACCGCCUUGUCACUGAAGGCCCACGUAUUGCUUCUCUGCCCCGAACUGCUGAAGAAAAUACAGAGCUUCAACUUGGCUUAGGACGUAGAUCCUUUAGUCGAUCAAAAAGCUUUGAUCAUCCAGCAGCCAUUGGCUACUUGAGCAGAGUAAAAAGUCAAAGGAACAUCAGUCGAACCAAUUCAGUUAGCCAAGAUGCAGCCGCCACACAGCAGACAUGUUCCGAAGAAAGAAUUAAAGAAGUUCCAAAAUCUUCUAUAACUAAAGCUGAUAAAAAAGAUGUCGAAAAUGUUCCAAAAAAUGUGCAUGAAAACACGGAACAAAGUUUUGGUAGCUGUCAUUCCGACUCACUGAAUUCUGCUGAAUUUAAAAACGACUCGUCUCAGUGUGGCUCGACUGAUGUUGACGAGAUGACCUCAGAAGAUACUGUUUUUACCUCCCCUUGCCACGAAUCUAAGAAAGUUGAUAAACUUUCUCUUGAAAAUCUCCAAGAAGAAAGUUUCAACUCUGAACUAUCAGCUUGUUCUCUCAAUGAAACAAAAGAUGAUCAACAACUGAGUAAUCCGACUUCUGAUGCUUUCUUACCACAGACAACGAUGCUCAAUUGUCUGGGUAAUGACAAUGUCUGUCUGUCAGAAAAGCCAACCUUGUGUGAAAGUAAAGAGGAAUUUGUGUCUAAUCAAGGCAGCCCUGAAACUUCAUCUGCAGAUCUUUCUAACUGUCUACCUGGCAAAGAUGCUUCUUGUGCUCUUGCUAGCAACCAUUCUGACAUUAAUGAUGCCUUCUCUACUUGUGAUCCUUUGGCAAUGAUCCAAAUUCCAUCACCUAAACAUGAUCCUAAUUCUUCACUCAGUGAUUCAGACACAAAUGCCUUAUCUUUUGAUGUUUCAGAUUUAGCAAGCGCCAGUCUCUCUUGCGAAAUGGUCAGCCCCACAUCAGAAGUCAGUGAUUCAGCAUCUACACCUCUCGAUGCUUCUCUCCUCAACAACAUUUCUUUAGAGAGUAAUUACAGCAAUCCCGAGUCUCCAGCCAUGUCAGACGAAGCCAGUAGCCUAGCCAGUUUCUUUGAGACGAACAGCGAGAGCCUCAAAAUUUCAGGCGAUGAUGAAAAAACUCCACAAUCGGUCUCUCCGUUGCCAUCAGAGCAGUGCUGGGACAUGGGGAGCACCAUCUCUCCAUUAAUAAACAUGCCCAAUAACCGGAGACCUCGCUCUCACUCUUAUUCUUCUAAAGACACUCGUUCUUCUAUAGAGAAAAUUGGUCUUGAAUUCAACAUUGCUCGCCUCAAUGGCAAUUCUUUGUGCAAUCCAAACUUGAUGGAUUGUGCCGGUCGUGUGCGACGUCACUCUACAAAAUCCGAACAUUCUCCUAGGGAUCCAACAACUUCAGAUUCUCUAGAGUCUCUAAGCAGCAACACAUCUGAAGGAAAUAUUUGUAAUAAAGUCUCCAUACCUAAAUUAUCAGUCAGGCAAUCAGUUUCUCCAACCCAAGCUUAUUUGAACCAACAUUGUGCAAUCAAUGGCAUGAAACUUGGCCUUUAUAAACCAUCAUUGCUGAAGACCGUGAAUAAAAAACAAAAGCCAAGUCUUCAAAGCAUGUUCAGCAAGUCCUAA